AUGACCGAUGCAGCCGUCUCAUUCCGCCUCAUUUUGGCCCCCUCUGCACGCUUGGAGACGGAUAUGAUACUAGUAGUCUGCGUCUGCUCGGCUGAAAAAUCUGGCUACUUCGAAGGCGCAGUGCGGAUCAUGGACAACCGACAAAAUCGCCGUGAUAGGACGAAAAGUAACCAGUACGUUUCUCCAUGUCCAGCUUUCAUCACCGACGGGAGCUCUCAUAGGCUGGCGCACAUCAGAGCUGACGCCGAGCCUUUCCUAUCACUUGCACAAUUGGCAUUGCUUCAGGGAGAUGGUAUUUCAAGGCAUAUUGCUUCAGCGAGGCCGGGAAGAGCGAUUGGCGCACCAAACAGCGAUAUGGCUACUGGCCACUGCAACCAUAUUGCCAUGCCAUCAUGCAGAGCAUCGGAGGGACAGAGCAUAGACAAGCUCGCAGCUUGGGGGUGGUAUCCUGUCGCCAAAUCACCCAAAACAGCUUCCGUAGGCCCUACAGGGCUCAAGGAACUCGUCUAUGCAACCAUAUCUGAGACGCCGGCGUCAGGCAAGGCCUGA
Molecule: messenger RNA, 549 nt
Organism: Trichoderma gamsii
Lineage: Eukaryota; Fungi; Ascomycota; Sordariomycetes; Hypocreales; Hypocreaceae
Exons: 2
Coding region: 1-549 (182 amino acids)
Source: RefSeq, a predicted model, not a curated record